CGCGGCGGCCAGUGGGCGGGGCUCGCGGGCGUCACGUGGGGCAGCGGGUGCCGCCGCGAGGCGCUGGCGGGGUCGGCGGCGCUCACACCGCUCGCACCGUCCGAGUCGCAGCCAUGUUCGGGGGCCUGGGGCGCUGCUUCGAGGAGGAUCCCUUCUUCCGUGAUCCUUUUGCUGCACACCAUGAAUAUAUGCGGCAGAUGAUGAGAAGCUUUUCUGAUCCUUUUGGACGAGAUCCAUUUCUCAGUAUAACAGAUGGUGGGGAGAGAACAGUAGAUCGAAGAGCACGCCAGGACUCUCAGGUUGCUGUAAGAGGAAAUCGCAGAGCAACAAGCUACUCCCUCAUGCCCUUUGCAGGCUUUGGUAGAGUGCAGGAUGCAGAUUUUGGGGAACCUUUUUUUGCAAUGGACAGGAUGAUGUCAAAUAUGAGAAACAGUAUGCUGGAAAUGCAAAGAAAAUUUGAUGACCUAUCCAUCCAUCCAGAUGCACACACAUUCAGCUCCUCCUCUGUGAUGACAUACUCCAAAGUAGGUGAUGAACCACCAAAAGUUUUCCAGGCUUCGGCUCAGACACGCACCGCUCCAGGAGGUGUUAAGGAGACAAGAAAAGCACUCAGGGAUUCUGAAAGUGGACUACAAAAAAUGGCUAUUGGUCAUCAUAUUCAUGAUCGUGCUCACGUCAUUAAAAAAUCAAAGAACAGCAAGACUGGUGAUGAAGAAAUGAAUCAAGAAUUCAUCAACCUGGAUGAAAAUGAGGCCCGGACCUUUGAUGAGGAGUGGCAGAAAGAGAUUAUGAAGUUCAAGCCAUCUAGGACUAGAUGCAAUUUAGAAGCUCCAAAGUACAGAAGUAUUCAUCACAUACCCAAGGAAGAUGGAUCACGAAGAGAGAAACCACUUGCAGUUGCAGGUUCCAGGGAGCCCAGAGCUUCUUUGGAGAAUCUCAGUGUGAAAGGAACACACGUCCCCAUCAAAAGCAGCAAAAAAUAAAUUGCUUCCAUUCUCCAUUUGAAUGGAGUUUCUUCAGAGGAGAUAAUGGUGCUGCAUUGCUUAUGUUCAUAUAACUAUACACGUAUAUAUGACCAAUCUCUGUUUUUUGUUUUAGGAAGUAUUAGCGUGCCUUGCUACUCCGAUCUUUUGACAACUUACUGUUCUUGAAAACUUCAGAUCCUUGGUUAAACCAUCUAGUUCCAGUAAAUUAAAAAACUGACAACCUUCCACUUAAAAGCACUUUAAUGAAUUAUCACUAAUUCUGGGGUGGGAUGUUUGUGUUGUUUUUUUUUUUAAAAAAAAAAAGCUUUGAUUAGCAAGAUUUUUCUACUAGAACUGCACCAGUCUUAGACUUUUUAUUAAGCCUGGUAAUGAAACUACUUUUUUCCCCACACUCUGUAACUUGGACAGAAAGUAAAUUCUCUCUUUAUUUUGUGUGGCUGAAGUAAUUAUUAAUGUUCUGGGUUAUACAGCAAUUAACAGCAAUUUGAAAGCACUGUAGUCCCUAUAUAUAUAUAUAUCUAUCUUUAAAAUCAUAUUUAAAUUGUUAUAGAAUUCCCAGAUUCACCUUGAUUUUUAAUAUGAAGAAAAGUGAGAGGAAUACUAGAAUGACAAAUACUUCAAGUAAGUUUUCGUUUAUCAGCAUUCUUACGUUCAUAAGCUCGGCUUGCACCUCUUCUUUUCUGUGCCUACACUGUCAGUUUUGUACUUCUGAUUCCUGGCCUGUUUCCUCUGGAGGUGGCCCACUAUUUUUCAUUCUUGAAGAUUCUCUGUAGUAGCUUUCAAUUAUUCUGUAAUAAUGCCACUGUGUCUCAAUCCCAGCUGUAACUAUUAGUUAUUAAUCAGAAAAAUAUGUGGGAGAAAUUGGUUGAGUGGGCAGUAGUUUAACUGGAUAAGGAAUGAUUACACCAUUUCUUCUGCUUUAAAAAGCUAAAAGCCCUGCAUGCAGGAAACCAUUUCCCCCCACAGCUGAGAUGAGAUGUGUUUGUAAAUCUAACGCUUGAUCUCCCUUGACCUUGUUGUUAUUGUUUGGUUAAAGAGCCUGCUGUUCUAGAGGAAAGCCAACUGUGUGACUGAGAACACAAAAUGUCUUUGUAUUGCAAGCGUUAAGUUUGUGUGCUGUUUUUUAAUGCAGAAUUGAUCCCCAUGUUGUAGCGUAAAUAACUUCUGUAGACUAUACCAUAAUAGCAUUAGCACUGUAGCAUAUUUCAAGGCUAAAACAUUCUAAAAUAGCCUUUAAAAAGGCACUAUUUAUAUUAUAAAAGAAAAUGUUUAGUAAGUCAAGAUUAAUAUUUGUUUGUCCAAAAAGGAGGUGGCCUUUAAAUCCUGUCUUUCUGCAGGUUCCCCAGAUUAUUUAAUUCUGUGUUUAUUAAUGUGCAAAAAGAAUAAAAGGUACUUUUGUUAAACUCUGACAAGGGAAAGACAGUUGUUUAUUUGCUUGUUUAAUGCAAUGGUCUCUUCCCGUUGGAGCAAAUACUAGUGGCAGUAAGUUUAUACAAUUGAACCAUCCUAUGGGCAGUCGAGGUAAGGGGGUGCUAAGGGGGCGGCAACCUCUGACAGAAGGACAGGCUGAAACGGGGGGAGAUCACAGUCCGGCUUGCCAGAACCCUGAAUCUAAAGGAUGCUCUUACUCCUUAAAAAGUAAGAGUACAACUCUAGGGCCUGAUCUUCCAUACACUGAAGCCAACAUGGAUUUUGCAAUAAAUGUCACUGAGAAUGUAAGGGCAUGGAGGCAUUUUCCAGGUACAUCACUAAAACUUCCCUGUAAUAAACAGCAGAAAAGUUUUUUUUCAUUUGGCAAUUUCAAAAGAAACCUUUGAUUUGGGAGACGCUGCUUUACUAAGAUUAAAAAUCAUCAUACGUAUACAUAAUCAAUAAAACAAGUCAAGUAUAUAUGUAGUGUAAAGAGGCUAAUAUUCAUUACAGAUUAUUCUGUUAUGCAAAACAACGCUCUAAAAUGUAAGGCAAAAGAAAUUGUUCUAUGUAGAAGCAUCUCAAACUGUAAUUCUUUAAUAAAGUUAUUUAUUAUUUA
This is a messenger RNA of Chroicocephalus ridibundus (black-headed gull), 3015 nucleotides long. It is a transcript of the gene MLF1, whose product is annotated as myeloid leukemia factor 1. NCBI's taxonomy places the organism in Eukaryota, Metazoa, Chordata, Aves, Charadriiformes, Laridae. The transcript has 8 exons. Gene Ontology annotation, cellular component: nucleus; cytoplasm. The record is from RefSeq and is a predicted model, not a curated record. Gene Ontology annotation, biological process: regulation of DNA-templated transcription. Bases 114 to 983 code for a protein of 289 amino acids.